Molecule: messenger RNA, 6738 nt
Organism: Gracilinanus agilis (Agile Gracile Mouse Opossum)
Lineage: Eukaryota; Metazoa; Chordata; Mammalia; Didelphimorphia; Didelphidae
Gene: PCM1
Product: pericentriolar material 1
Exons: 39
Coding region: 128-6502 (2124 amino acids)
Biological process (GO): microtubule anchoring at centrosome; protein localization to centrosome; cilium assembly
Cellular component (GO): centrosome; centriole; centriolar satellite
Source: RefSeq, a predicted model, not a curated record
GCGACAGCGCAGGUCUGGGCGCGCGCCCCCUUCCCUCCCCCCGCCUCCCUCUUUUCCCACCACAAUGAGCUCCUAAGAUGGCGGUUGGGCCGCAGGCGCCGAGAUAAUUCUUGAUUAAUGGGACAAUAUGGCCACCGGAGGAGGUCCUUUUGAAGAAGGCAGGAAUGGUCAAGAUUUGCCAAACUGGAGUAAUGAGAGUGUGGACGACCGACUGAACAAUAUGGACUGGGGUGGCCAACAAAAAAAAGCAAACAGAUCAGCAGAGAAAAACAAGAAGAAAUUUGGUGUAGAGAGUGAAAAGAGGGUAACGAAUGACAUUUCCCCUGAGUCGUCCCCAGGAGUUGGACGGAGAAGGACAAAGACUCCUCACACUUUUCCUCACAGUAGAUAUAUGACACAGAUGUCUGUUCCUGAGCAAGCAGAAUUAGAGAAACUAAAGCAGAGGAUCAAUUUCAGCGACUUAGAUCAGAGGAGCAUUGGAAGUGAUUCCCAAGGUAGAGCAACAGCAGCAAACAACAAGCGCCAACUGGCAGAAAACAGAAAGCCAUACAACUUUUGGUCAAUGCAGAUUAAUACAAACAAAAGCAAGGAUGUUGGUACAAGUCCUCAAGCAAGGGAAACCAGUGGGUCAUCUCAGUGUAAAGAGCUGUUUGCAUCGGCUUUGAGUAAAGAUCUUUUACAAAACUGUCAAGUCUCUGAAGAAGAUGGGAGAGGAGAACCUGCAAUGGACAGCAGCCAGGUUGUGAGCAGGCUGGUUCAGAUUCGUGACUAUAUUGCCAAGGCUAGUUCCAUGCGGGAUGACCUUGUAGAGAAAAAUGAGAGAUCCGCUAAUGUCGAGCGCCUCACACACCUCAUAGACCAUCUUAAAGAGCAAGAAAAGUCCUACCUGAAAUUUCUGCAAAAGAUGCUUGCUAGAGAAAAUGAGGAGGAGGAUGUUCGGACUAUAGAUUCCGCUGUGGGAUCUGGUUCUGUAGCUGAGAGCACAUCACUAAACGUAGAUGUGCAGUCUGGGGCUUCAGACACCACGGCCAGAGAUCCCCAGCAGGAGCCAAGGGAAGAGCUGGAAAAUUUGAAGAAACAACAUGAUUUGUUAAAAAGAAUGUUACAACAGCAGGAGCAAUUGAGAGCUUUACAAGGAAGGCAAGCUGCCCUCCUGGCUCUGCAGCACAAGGCUGAACAAGCCAUUGCCGUGAUGGAUGAUUCCGUGGUAACAGAAACCACGGGCAGCAUAUCUGGAAUAAGUAUAACAUCAGAACUCAACGAAGAACUCAAUGAUCUAAUCCAGCGUUUUCAUAAUCAACUUCAUGACUCUCAGGCCCCAGCUGUUCCAGAUAAUAGGAGACAAGCAGAAAGCCUUUCCUUAACCAGGGAGGUUUCCCAAAGCAGGAAUUCAUCUGCCUCAGAACAUCUGUCUGAUGAGAAAGUUCAACUUUUUAGCAAAAUGCGAGUGUUGCAAGAAAAGAAACAGAAAAUGGAUAAAUUACUUGGGGAACUUCACACACUGCGUGAUCAACACUUGAAUAACUCUGCUUUUUUGCCUUCUCCUUCCCCUCAGAGGAGUGUGGAUCAAAGGAGCACAGGUUCAGUGGCCUCUGCCCCAGUGGGCUUGGUCCCAGCCACCAAUGGAGAGUCUGCCAGUCAUGCCCCCUCAGCUGCUUAUCCUCCUGACACUGUGGUUUCUCAGAAUGAAAGUGAGAAUGAGGAGCGUCUGAACCCUUCAGAAAAGCUCCAAAAAUUGAAUGAAGUUCGGAAAAGACUGAAUGAAUUAAGGGAAUUAGUUCAUUAUUAUGAACAGACAUCAGACAUGAUGACCGAUGCUGUGAAUGAGAACACCAAGGAUGAAGAAGAGACUGAGGAGUCUGAAUAUGACUCUGACCAUGAGAACCCUGGACCUGUGACCAACAUCCGAAACCCCCAGGGUGCUGCAGGAUGGACAGAAGUUAACAGCAACACAAAUGCCCAGUGUGUCACCAACAACAGGGAUAGCCGAUCACUCACUACAAACUGUGAAAUCAACAAUAGAACUGCAGCAAACUUAUGUCCUCGGAACAUGUCAUCCUCUCUCGAAUGUCGCUAUAACAGAGAGGGAGAACAAGAUAUUGAAGGAGGGCAUGGUGAAGAUGAGGAGGAAGAGGAAGAAGCAGAAGAGGAUGGAGGCAGUGAAGCCUCCUUAUCCAGUCAUAGAAGUAGCCUGGGGGAUGACGCUCCUGAGGAUGCUGAAUUCGAGCACAAAAUCAGCAGACUUAUGGCUGCCAAGCAGAAACUGAGACAGUUACAGGAUCUGGUUGCUAUGGUACAGGAUGAUGAUGGAGAGCCUGGAGCCACCCCUGCCAGCGCAUCUAACUUAGGGGACUUCUUUCCAGUAGAAGAGCAAGAGGCUAAGCAGCGCUCUAAUAACACAAGAGCCAACACCAGUAAAACCCAGAAGGAUACUGGGCUCAAUGGAAAGGCAAGAGAGAAAUUCUAUGAAGCCAAAUUGCAGCAGCAGCAGAGAGAGCUCAAACAGCUGCAGGAAGAGAGAAAGAAGCUGAUUGAGAUUCAGGAAAAAAUACAAGCACUCCAGAAGGCGUGUCCUGACCUUCAGCUUUCUGCUGCCAAUGUGAGUAACUGUGGCACUUCCAAGAAGUACACACCAGCUGUGACCUCAACCCCAGCUGUGAAUGAGAGCCAGAAUAGCCCCACAAACAAAUCAGGAUUUGUUGCAGAAGAUCCUUCGGCCACAGUGGCGGUGGCUGCAGAUAAUGAGUUGUGGUCAGAGAUGCGAAGACAUGAGAUUUUAAGGGAAGAAUUGCGACAAAGAAGAAAACAGCUUGAAGCACUCAUGGCUGAGCACCAGCGGAGGCGAGAUUUAACAGAGACAGCAUCCACAGCUGCAGUUUCAGUCAGAAGUGAUGGCUCUGAGAAUCCAUGCACUCCACAGCAAAGCAGAACAGAGAAAACAAUGGCAACAUGGGGAGGUUCUACCCAGUGUGCCCUGGAUGAAGAAGAAGGUGAUGAAGACGGCUAUCUUUCUGAUGGAGUUGUUCGAGGGGAAGAAGAGGAGGAGGAGGAAGAACAAGAUGCCAGCUCAAAUGAUAACUUUCCUGUGUAUCCUCCUAACAGUGUGACUCAUAAUCCAUAUGGUGUAAAGGAAAACAAGGAUAGGUGGAAGGCCAGCCGCCCUCUUUCUGCAGAUGGAAAUUACCGUCCCCUGGCCAAGGCAAGGCAACAGAAUGUCAGUAUGCGGCGUCAGGAGAACCUCCGCUGGGUGUCGGAACUCUCGUAUGUAGAAGAGAAGGAACAGUGGCAGGAACAAAUCAAUCAGCUCAAGAAGCAGCUGGAUUUCAGCGUCAGCAUUUGCCAGACUCUGAUGCAAGAUCAGCAGACUCUGUCCUGUUUGCUGCAGACCCUGCUCACAGGGCCAUACAGUGUCAUGCCCAGCAACGUAGCAUCGCCCCAGGUCCAUCUCAUCAUGCACCAGCUAAACCAGUGCUAUACUCAGUUAACAUGGCAGCAGAAUAACGUUCAGAGGCUGAGACAGAUGCUGAGUGAGUUGAUGCGCCAACAGGAACACCGGGGGCCGGAAAAGGCAGGCAGGAAGGGGCGUGGCAGCAGCGCGCCACCACCACCUUCUCCAACUUUGUUCUGUCCCUUCAGCUUCCCUGCCCAGCCCAUGAGUCUCUUUAAUCUUCCAGGACUGUCCCAUUUCUCUUCAUUUGCACCAGGUAUGAAUUUCAAUCCUUUAUUCACAUCUAAUUUUGGAGAUUUUGCACAAAAUAUCCCUACACCCAAUGAUCAACAGCAACCUGCAGAUCAGAAUAUUCCAGGAAAAACUGAAUAUGUGGCAUUUCCAAAACCCUUUGAAAGCAGUUCCUCCAUUGGUGCUGAAAAGCAAAGAAAUCAGAAGCAACCUGAAGAGGAAGUGGAAAACAGUAGACCAGCAUGGCUCUUUGAGCAAGAAGGUGGUCUUGAGAAGCCAUUCAUCAAGACUGGCUUUGCAGUGUCUGUACAGAAAACUGCUAAUAACAGUCGUCAAAAUCAGCUUGAUGCCACUGCAGCCACCGCCACUGCUGCCACCAGCAGGAGAAGACGACAGUUUGAUGAGGAGUCUUUGGAGAGCUUCAGCAGCAUGCCUGACCCUGUUGACCCAACCACAGUCACAAAAACAUUCAAGACCCGGAAAGCAUCUGCCCAGGCCAGCCUGGCCUCCAAGGACAAGACCCCCAAAUCAAAGAUGAAGAAGAAGAAUUCAACGCAGCUAAAAAGCAGAGUGAAAAACACUGGGUAUGAAAGUGCCAGUAUGUCUAGUACGUGUGAGCCUUGCAAGAGUAGGAACAGGCAUGCAGCCCAGACCGAGGAGCCUGUUCCAGCAAAAGUAUUCAGCAGAAAGAAUCAUGAGCAGCUGGAAAAAAUUAUAAAAUAUAGUCGAUCAACAGAGAUGUCCUCAGAAACUGGAAGUGAUUUUUCUAUGUUUGAAGCUUUGAGGGAUACUAUUUAUUCCGAAGUAGCAACGUUGAUUUCUCAAAAUGAGUCCCGUCCUCAUUUUCUCAUUGAGCUUUUCCAUGAACUGCAGCUACUGAACACAGACUAUUUGCGGCAGAGGGCGCUAUAUGCAUUACAGGACAUAGUCAACAGGCAUAUUUCUGAGAGUAAUGAAAAAGGCGGUGAAAAUGCCAAAUCAGUGAAUUCUGCUACUUGGAUAGCCUCAAACUCAGAACUUACUCCCAGUGAAAGCCUUGCCACUACUGAUGAUGAAACUUUUGAGAAGAAUUUCGAAAGAGAAACAUGUAAAAUGAGUGAGCGAAAUGACGCUGAUAACGCCAGUACUCUGUCUACAUCAUCUAAUUUUGAGCCCUUUGCCACUGAUGACCUUGGCAACACCGUGAUCCACUUGGACCAAGCAUUGGCUAGAAUGAGAGAGUAUGAGCGAAUGAAAAUUGAGGCUGAAAGUAACCUGAGUGCAGAGGGUGCUGGGGCCACCGCCGCCACCACAGCCUCCCCCUCUGCCACCACUGCCUCCACCUUAGAAGAAUCCCCAAAGACUGAGACUCGUAGUGCCCAACAACCUAUCAGUGAAGUUGCCACAGUUCCUUGUCCUCGAAUUGACACUCAGCAGCUUGACCGGCAAAUCAAAGCCAUUAUGAAAGAGGUCAUUCCUUUUUUGAAGGAGCACAUGGAUGAGGUGUGUUCUUCACAGCUUCUGACUUCAGUGAGACGCAUGGUUCUGACCCUCACACAGCAAAAUGAUGAGAGCAAAGAAUUUGUGAAUUUCUUUCACAAGCAGCUUGGGAGCAUUCUACAGGAUUCACUGGCGAAAUUUGCUGGCAGGAAACUGAAGGACUGUGGUGAGGACCUUCUGGUGGACAUAUCGGAAGUUUUGUUUAAUGAAUUGGCUUUCUUCAAGCUGAUGCAGGACCUGGAUAGUAACAGUGUCUCUGUGAAACAAAGAUGCAAAAGGAAAAUGGAGGCGGCUGCAGUGAUACAGUCUUAUGCAAAAGAGGCAAAAAGAAUUCUUGAGGGAGAUCUUGGCUCACCUGCUGGAGAAAUUGAUGAUGAAGAUAAAGACAAGGACGAGACUGAGACAGUGAAGCAGGUGCUGCCACCACCACCGCCACCACCUGAGGUGUAUGAUGGUAAUGAGGCACCUAAGAACACAAGGUCCGACGUGUCCGAUCAGGAGGAAGAUGAAGAGAGCGAAGGCUGUCCUGUGUCCAUUAAUUUGUCCAAAGCAGAAACCCAGGCUUUAACAAAUUACGGGAGUGGAGAAGAUGAGAAUGAGGAUGAAGAGAUGGAGGAAUUUGAAGAAGGGCCUGUGGAUGUCCAGACUUCCCUUCAGGCUAACAAUGAAGUGCCAGAGGAGAAUGAGCAAGACCAGGUUCUACAGAAUGAAUUUGAGAAACCCCUGGAAAAUGAAAGUAUUCCAGCAGAGCAGGAACCUGCUAAUGGCCAGAGUAGCAAUAAAGGUGACCACGAUGAUUCUCCCACGAUGCCUUGCUACCUUAAUGUGUUGGACAAUGAACCACAGCUAAGUGGCCCAUCCCCUCUAGACUCCACAAGGACCCCUGUGGGGCCCCCAGAAGAGCUGAAGCCUUCUUUACCCAUCACUGAAGUGGAACCCUCCAUGCCCAGAAACACCCAAGUAAAAUCUGCCUCAGAAACUCCGGAGAGCUCAGUGGCCGGAAGUCCUGACACUGAGUCACCAGUGUUGGUGAACGACUAUCAGGAAGCAGGAUCUGGUCAUUUAAGUCAAAAGUCUGAUGAAGAGGACUUUGUGACCGUGGAAGAUUUGCCUCUUAAGCUGACCAUUUAUUCUGAGGCAGAUCUAAUGAAGAAAAUAGCAGUCGAGGAACAGAGUAACCAUUUAUCUGAGGAAAUAUUAACGGUGACUCAUACUGAAGAAUUGGCUGGGGACCCUCAGACCCUCAAAGAACCUGAAACUGUCACAGCCCAAAACGUGGGAGAGCUCUCCAGCUGCCUGCCUUCCCCUGCCCCUCCACCAAUGCAUAUAUCCCAUGGGCAUUAAAUAAACUUGUUUCCAUCUGUACAAAAAUGUAAAUUAGUUUUUGACCCACUGCCUUUUAGAAUAGGGAACGCUCACUUCUUCUGCUCAGGCAGGUCACACACACGUCGUUGGAGAUGGGAUCCUCCCUAGAUUCGAGUCUUGCUGCACUGUUCUCUUUUUUAUUUUUUCAUUGUGAUUUGUUUAGUAACUUUAAACUUAAAAUGUAGUUUUAAAUAAAGUUUGGACUUGUCUGUAAA